CUAAUAAUGAGCGACGGUUGGGGAGCGCUUAUGAUUGGACGGCGGCGAUGGCGGGCUUUUCGUCCCCGCUUGCGCCCCUUUGUCUGUGGUGGUUGGUCAACACAUGCGGGGCGGUGUGGAGAUAUGAAACGAGCACGGGAGACUAUUUUAUAUUUUCUACAAGAACUGUAAUAUAUUUACAAUUUGAAGGAACCACAUUUGUGGAAUGGGAUGCUCCUCCAUUAUGUUCUCUUGUUGAUAAAAGUAAGCCAGAGACACUACUGGUUUGUCCAGUUCCUGGAACUCAUCAGAUAAGACCAGUUGUUACAGUUCCGUCACCUGAUGAUGAAGCACGCUUCUUAUCUAUAAUUGCAGAUGUGAAUUGUUUCAUGUGGUACAUUUACCAAGAUACAAGCAGAUUGUUGGACUCGGAUUCAACUCAGUUUAUACAUGCAUGGAUAUUUGACCCAGAAAAUGCAGAAGAUUCUGAAACAACCCACACUGCAGUUUCACCAUCUGUAUAUUCUAAGACCCUUACCAAGCAGUUCUGGAAUUGGGGAGAAUCACCGGCUAUUACAACAUUUUUUGGAAGAAAAGUGUAUACCGAUGUGCAAUAUAAGGAUGGGAUCUGGACACUUGAAGUGCCUUCCCUAACAAAUGACAACAUUGCACUCUUUUAUGGAAAAGCAGUUACUUUUCAAGAUUGCUUUAUUCUUGAUACUCCUUUUGUUAUUGCUCAGCCAAAGCUACACUUAGAUGCUCAAGGAUACACUAUCACUUCUCCAGCUGGUAGUCUUGCUAAGGUAACAUGGGCAGCAUGUUUUCCAUCCACAGCCGUAUUACUGACAGAUUUUGGUGUUUUCUAUACAAGUGAUGCAUUCCUAACUUCAGAAGAACUCAAGAUACCAGCAGAUAUUAUAGAUAGAGCCAUAAUUAAUGAUGUAAAAGAUGUGGCAAUAGCAUUUCCAGAUGUUUUCAUUUUAAUAAAGGAUAUAGUUUAUAAGGCAAGUGAAGGUGAAGUUAUCAAACUUGGAAGUAAUCAAACUGUUCCAGAUUCAGGAAUAAUUGGAAUACAAGCAAAAACCUGGUGUUCAGCGGAGUACCCAUUGAUUAACAAACAAUUAAGUGAAUUACUUAUAUGGACAGAUGAAGAAAUUGUUAGAGGACUUCUGGAUUAUGACUUUCAUCUAUUAGCAGAUACAGGAGUGAUAAAGGAAUCACUGAAUUUACGAAGAGACUUAGAUCUAGUAAUAGUCUCUGCUUGCUAUGAUUCACUCAUAACUUUAAUUGCAAUACUAAUACAGUGUACUGGGUGCUUGGGCACUGAUAUAUUGUACUUAGUUACAUAUAAUGAAGCCUUAGAAUUAUGGUCUUUAGGAGACUUUGUCUUGGAUCCACCCAAAACGGGAGUUAUGUUUAUGGAAGUUUUGUCUUCAGCAAAAAAAUCCAUGGUGUUGUGGGAUAAUGAUAAGAUAUUUUAUACUUAUAAAGACAACAAAGACUAUGGAUUUCUUAACAUGUCUGGUACAAGCACACCAUUUUCAGCAGCAGCUGAAGGAUCUGCUAUUCAUCAAAUUAUUAUUGAUUAUAGUGGAAACACCUUGGUAAAACUGAACAAUAAUGCAUUGUAUUUCUUCAAAUUUGAAAUGAAAGAGGUUGUGAAGCUUGCUGCAUGGGAAAAUAGAGCCAGUCAUUUUGUUUUUUAUUGGAAACCUUCUGGUGACAUGUACUUGCUCAAAAUUGAUGGUGGGACUAUAGACCGUCAGACCUAUCCAUUGAGAUUGGAAGUAUUUAGUGCUGCCUGGAAAUUAGGGGAAGUUUGUCCAUACAUAUCAUUUGAACAUAAUAUGAAGCAAAAUAUUUAUUAUCUAGACAUGGGGGAAAAGAUAGCCUUCUGGACUCAGAUAGUCUUUCUGGAAAAUCUGGGCUUAUCUGUAAAUAUUGAAAUCUUCAAUUCACAUUUGCUGAAGCAAAAUACCUACCUUCACUAUGAAAUAGCUCGUGGAAUCUGCACUAAAAAUCAGACAGUCACAUUUUAUCAUGAUGCGGAUUACUCAGUAGCAUUUGAUUAUGAAACUGUAGUAACAACGGCACAGGGAGUUAUGACAGUUGAAUUUCAACCUUCUUUAUCUGGAAAAACGUGUGAUUCAAAAAUCAAGCUCACUCACUUACGUGUUGUUUUCAGCCUGAAGAAAGGCAGUGUGAAGCUUCCAAUCCUGUGUUGUCUCUCGGUCAGCUUUCUGUGGGUCUUUUACAGGAGCUCUCUGAGGAAUAAUGAGAAAGACUUGGAAAUAAAUUAUAAAGUUGAAGAAUAUGGUUGCCCCAUAGAAGUUGAUUACCGAGCUACAUUUCGGCCUACAGUUCUUUUAUAUAUGAGUAAUAACCCUCUGGGUACUGUUGAGGCAAACUACAUAGUAUGGGAAGUAAAUGACAGGAUUGACUUUGAGUACAACUCAACUAUGGAAGAGGUCCAUUGUCUAACUACUGCACAGAGCUGGGAACAAAUGAUUGGAAAUAAUACCAAAACCUCUUCCCUAUCACCUACAGAAAUAGAUUCACUUUGGGGACCACAUAAUUACAAGUCCUGUUUUAUUACAUAUGUUGAAGAUUUAAGAAACUUAGAUGAACCAUAUGAGAUCUUAAAUCAUUCUGGCAUCAAUUCAAUUACUUGGCCCCAGUAUCACACUGGUAUAUAUAUGUUCAGGUUGAAGAUAGUGGAUCCAAACUUCAGUUUUUGCAACCUGAAUGCGUUGUUUGCUGUCCGUACAUACGGUAUAGUGAAAAGACCACACUGGUUUCUGAUUGCUGGUUGGGCUACCAUGAUAGUGAUUCUCUUUUUGGGUGUCCUGGUCUACAGCUACUUCAGAUAUGUGAAAACAUUUCGGGAACUCAAUUUUACUGAUCCUCUGAUGUUUGACCAAGAUUUGAAUACAACAGACUCAGCAGAUGAGGAAGGGAAAGAAAUCUAAGAAAAAAUUAUUUGUCAUUUACUGACAUGUUUUAUUGAAUGCUGUAAUAUUUUUCACUGAAUUCUAGUUUUCAUUUUUAAAUGCAAGUAUAAAACAAAUACUUUUCUCAUAACUCAAUCUAUUAAUAAUUCAAGAAGACACAAUUUAGUCCUAACACCUCAUUUGUUGUUGUGUACUUUAAACAGUACUUUUGGCUUAUUUGUUUGCCAUAGAAUAGAUUCUUCUUUCUAGCUUCCUAUUGUAUCAUCUGUUUGGCCCCCAAAAGAUGCAACUGAAGAACUAGAAAAAAGGAUAGGACUCUGUUGAGGGAAACCCAUUCCACAGUUAAGUUCUAUACAUCUUUAUGAAGUUUCCACAAGGAAUGGUACCAAUGUGAAUUGUGGAGGUUUUUUUUUUAAGCCCAAUGCAAGGCAAGACACAACAAAGCCACUAAAAUGUUUCAUAUUUGGCUCACUGCAUUGGAUUUGAUGGCAAAUUUACCAUGUAGAAAUCUUUUUGGGCCAUAUUUUUUUUGCAUUUCAUGAUAUACUUUUUUUUCUAAUCUGCUCUGUAAAAUAAUUUUCAAUUUUAUGUAAUAUUGUUUACAUUUAAAGCAUUUUACAGAUUCUGAAUGUAAUCAUUUUCUGGUAAAAACUCCAAAAUACAAUCCAA
Molecule: messenger RNA, 3599 nt
Organism: Sceloporus undulatus (fence lizard)
Lineage: Eukaryota; Metazoa; Chordata; Lepidosauria; Squamata; Phrynosomatidae
Gene: CATSPERE
Product: catsper channel auxiliary subunit epsilon
Exons: 23
Coding region: 48-2948 (966 amino acids)
Biological process (GO): sperm capacitation; flagellated sperm motility
Cellular component (GO): sperm principal piece; CatSper complex
Source: RefSeq, a predicted model, not a curated record